AUGAGUCCCUCCCUGCGCGAACUCUUCGCGACGGGCGAAGAGGUAUUGGACGCCGAAGAAGAGGCGUUUCUACUAUUCAGUCAGGACAUUCCCACGGCCAAUUUGGGCUUUGUGGAUUCUCGCGCAACGGAGGUCGAGGUCGCGAUCCGGGACGUUGAAUACACGAUCCAUCAAUCACCGACGCUUCUCGCUUCGUCUCGAGCUGGCGGGACCACAGGGGCUGUUGUGGCAAGCCCCGGCGCACUACGGCCCAUUCGAUCGAGACCAAACAUGAUACAAUCCUGUGGAAAAUCACCCCCCCUCUUCGCACAAUGGAUCUCCUCCCCUUCUAAUCCGCUCUGGAAACAUUCCCUGCUGUCUUCUGAUUCCACCGUGGCCGAACUCGGCUGCGGUAUCUCCGCCCUCGUCGCUCUGACCCUGGCCCCCUCUGUCCAGCACUAUAUCGCCACGGACCAGGAAUACGUCCGCCGCUUAUUCCGCACUAACCUGGAGGCUAACACCUCUGCCCCCGCCUCUGCCUCUAAACCGAAGUCGAAAUCCAAGUCCAAGGUGAAGGCCUCUGCCCCGUCUGCCCUGAAUAUUACUUUCACGACUCUGGACUGGGAACUGGAUCAGCCCGGCCUGCUGAAGAGCUGUAUUGAGGGCUCCCAGUCGACCUCCGAGGACCUCGGCUUUGAUCUUCUAAUUUCUUGUGAUUGUAUCUAUAAUGAAGCCCUUGUGCCACCCUUUGUGCGCACUUGUGCCGAGCUGUGUCGGCUGAGACCUGUGUAUCAUGAUACGCAAGCGGAUGGGGCUGGGGCACAGCCGACGAUCUGUGUAGUCGCGCAGCAGCAGCGGUCGCCAGAAGUUUUUGAGACGUGGUUGCGGGAGACCUUGAGGUAUUUUAGGGUUUGGCGAUUGAAUGAUGAGGUGCUGGGGGAUGAACUGAAGGGAGGGACGGGAUAUUUGGUACAUUUGCUUCUGGUCAAAUAG
Molecule: messenger RNA, 972 nt
Organism: Penicillium chermesinum
Lineage: Eukaryota; Fungi; Ascomycota; Eurotiomycetes; Eurotiales; Aspergillaceae
Product: S-adenosylmethionine-dependent methyltransferase
Exons: 4
Coding region: 1-972 (323 amino acids)
Source: RefSeq, a predicted model, not a curated record